AGUCAGCAACGACUGCCGUACCGGUGGGCUGAUCUCGCCGCAGGUACAGCAUCGCCAUGGACACUCAAAAAAAAUAUCAAGACCUUGGUACAUCAUCCAAGAAUAAGUCCUGUCAGAAAUGCUACGAUUCAAAGGCGGGCCUGGCAAAGCGCCAAGGGUCGGUCAGGAAGGCAGGCAAUGGGCAGGAAGAGACAGCUACACCAGCACCGAGGCCGCUAGCGAGGACGGGGAGGAGGACGAGGGCGAAGGGUGCCAACCCGAAGGCUCGAACGCGUACCGGCGGGACUGUGCGUGGGGACUGCUGCUGGAAAGGGCACGCUAUGACUUUCAGCGUAGCAUGGGUACGCAACCGUCGGGAGAGGAAUCGCCAAUAAAGGCUCAGCCUUCUAGGGCAUCGGCGAGCAAGGAGGAGGAAAACGACGGGGACGGGCAGAGCCUCUUGGAGACCAUCCUGGAGCGGGUGGACAGGUCCCGCAUGGCCGAAGAGUUCCUAGACGCCUUCCAUGCGGUGCAGAGGCGGGGAACGGUUCACCGAGGGGGGAUGGUGGGUAUGCUCCGUCAUUGGAAGAAGCUCUCUGACCUGUCUGGGCAGGAUCUGACGCUCGGCGUGGGCGCUGCCAUCGCCAAGGCGUUUCAUGUCGAGCAAUGGGAGCUCAGGUACCGCAGGAGAAAUAAGGUCAUCAACCGAUCCGAAUCCUCGGCCGGGAACGUUAGCCUUGGGAGCACGCCAACUUCCAAUUCCUCGCAAGGGCAGCUCUCGUCCAAGCGGUUUCUCACGGCCGUCAAAGAGGGACCUCGGGGAUUGCUUCUGGAGGAAUUGAUGGCUGUGGAGGCCGGUGCCGCGCGACUCAAG
Molecule: messenger RNA, 853 nt
Organism: Nannochloropsis gaditana CCMP526
Exons: 2
Source: RefSeq, a predicted model, not a curated record